ACUCGCUCUCGGUUUGUGCUUCCGUCAAGCCAGGACAUGGCUUUUUGUUCAAUGUGCCGCUAAAAGAAACACUUUCAUCCACUUAAUAUCAGCGCAAUUCUAAAGUUGGUAACAACAAUGUCGCUGUACGAUGACCUCGGCGUGGGUGCAAGUGACACCAAAACCGAAGGAUGGUCCAAAAACUUUAAGCUGCUGCAGUCUCAGCUGAAGGUGAAAAAGGCGGCUCUGACCCAAGCUAAGACCCAUCGGACGAAGCAGACGACCGUUUUGGCUCCUGUCAUCGACCUGAAGCGAGCAGGCCCUAGUGAAGACAGACAAAUCCCAGACACUCCUCCACAUGUCGCUGCUGGACUCAAGGAGGCUGUGCCCAGCGGCUUCUCGUCCGGAGAUGUGCUUAUUCCUCUCGCCGACGAGUACGACCCCAUGUUUCCCAACGACUACGAGAAGGUGAUGAAGCGGCACAGGGAGGACAGACAGCGGCAGAGGGAGCAGGAGCGCCAGAAGGAGAUUGAGGACAGAGAAAAGAAAAGGAAAGACCGGCAUGAAGGAGGCGCGCCAAGCGGCUUCUCGAGAUUCCCAGCAGCAGAGGAGGACUCGGAGGAGGAGGAAGACUAUGAGAAGGAGCGGCGGAAACGAAGUAUGGGUGGUGCUGCUAUUGCGCCGCCUUCAUCACUCAUGGACAAAGAUGGCUCAUCGGCAUACCCGUACGAGGAUGAAGGUCGUCCUACCAGGGGCUCAAAGGCUGCCAUCCCUCCACCAAUGUUUGAGGACUCGGACCGGCCGCGUUCUCCGCCGGGACCAACCAGUUCCUUCCUGGCUAACAUGGGGGGUACCGUGGCACACAAAAUCAUGCAGAAGUACGGCUUCAAGGAGGGCCAGGGCCUGGGCAAGCACGAGCAGGGCCUGAGCACGGCGCUGUCUGUGGAGAAGACGAGCAAAAGAGGCGGCAAGAUCAUCAUCGGGGAUGCUGCGGAAAAACCAGGGGCCAUACCGCCAGCUGCGCCUGAGACUUCUGGAGGAGCAGCGGACUCCAAGAAGUCUGAUGCUAACCCUCUGACAGAGAUUCUCAAAACCCCCACCAAAGUGGUCCUGCUGAGGAACAUGGUGGGCCGAGGAGAGGUGGACGAGGACCUGGAGGGAGAGACCAAAGAAGAGUGCGAGAAAUACGGCAAAGUGAUUAAAUGCGUCAUCUUCGAGAUUGCCGAAGUACCCGAUGAUGAAGCAGUCAGGAUAUUUCUGGAGUUUGAAAGGGUGGAGUCGGCCAUCAAAGCCGUGGUGGAUCUGAACGGACGUUAUUUCGGCGGGCGGGUCGUCAAUGCCUGCUUCUACAGCCAAGACAAAUUUCGGGUUUUUAACCUGGGCGAGUAGAUCAUUCUUUGUCAUGUACAUAUACUCUUUUUUUCCUAUUUUCCUUGUGUGUGUUUUGAGUUACUAUGCAGGUGUUUUUUUUUUUUGUAGUUCUGGGAUGAGAAAUAAUACCUCAUGUCUAAAGAAUAAAGGGUUGAAAUUGA
This is a messenger RNA of Phycodurus eques (leafy seadragon), 1511 nucleotides long. It is a transcript of the gene rbm17, whose product is annotated as RNA binding motif protein 17. Gene Ontology annotation, biological process: mRNA cis splicing, via spliceosome; alternative mRNA splicing, via spliceosome. The record is from RefSeq and is a predicted model, not a curated record. Bases 118 to 1368 code for a protein of 416 amino acids. Gene Ontology annotation, molecular function: RNA binding. Lineage: Eukaryota; Metazoa; Chordata; Actinopteri; Syngnathiformes; Syngnathidae. Gene Ontology annotation, cellular component: precatalytic spliceosome. The transcript is spliced from 13 exons.